Molecule: messenger RNA, 936 nt
Organism: Mastomys coucha (southern multimammate mouse)
Lineage: Eukaryota; Metazoa; Chordata; Mammalia; Rodentia; Muridae
Gene: Dpm2
Product: dolichyl-phosphate mannosyltransferase subunit 2, regulatory
Exons: 4
Coding region: 107-361 (84 amino acids)
Biological process (GO): GPI anchor biosynthetic process
Cellular component (GO): endoplasmic reticulum membrane; dolichol-phosphate-mannose synthase complex
Molecular function (GO): enzyme regulator activity
Source: RefSeq, a predicted model, not a curated record
CCACACGUCAGUUCAGACGCUCUCGGAGUGUCAUGUGGUUUACAAGCCGGAAAAGCCUGAACCAGGAACCGGAUGUGUUUUGUUGCUCCGGCGAAGCGCUGGAGAGAUGGCCACCGGGACAGACCAAGCAGUAGGAUUUGGCCUCGUCGCUGUUAGCUUGAUCAUCUUCACCUACUACACCACCUGGGUGAUUCUUUUGCCAUUCAUUGACAGCCAGCAUGUCAUCCACAAGUACUUCCUGCCCCGCGCCUACGCUGUCCUCCUCCCAUUGGCUGCAGGUCUCCUGCUGCUCCUGUUUGUGGGAUUGUUCAUCACCUAUGUGAUGCUGAAGAGCCAGAAGAUGACCAAGAAGGCUCAGUGAAGGUCCAGCAGGGAUGAGGCUGCAGGGGCCUUCUCCAUAUCUCCUCCAGGGAAGGGACCAAGGGUCACAGCCUACAGGACAGUCAAGCUGGCUACAAUGCCACCCUCUGAGACAUGGGGCUAUUUACGGUCUCAGUGUGACAAACUGGAGCCCUCUCUCUCUCUUGGUCAUCCUUUUAGAAGGCAAGAGGAAGGCGGAUGGGAAGCCUCUUGCUCACCUCCUUUGGGCUCAGAGGCUGAACAUUGCUGGUCCCGUCUACCUCACAGUCAAAGCUCCCUGUCCCUUCUGCAGGGUUUCCUCCUCUCACCUCUGUGCUCCUCCUGCUGUGCUCAUAGACUGAGCAGGUUCCAGGAUGUGUGCAGCCUUCCUGCCUCUCUGUAUGAAUCCUAUCCCGUCCCAAGGCAGCUCUUCCAAGUCUGACACUUCACCCCAGGCUCCAUGUGGACUUCUGGACCCAGAAGGCCCUGGGCAAAGACUGACAAACCCCAGAACCACAGGGAUACGUCCAGGCAGCCACACCAGACUCCAGCUGACCUGUUUGGGAAAACGUACAAAUAAAGGUUAAUUGCGUUGGU